This is a messenger RNA of Chondrus crispus (carragheen), 225 nucleotides long. RefSeq lists its product as hypothetical. The record is from RefSeq and is a predicted model, not a curated record. Bases 1 to 225 code for a protein of 74 amino acids. The transcript has a single exon. NCBI's taxonomy places the organism in Eukaryota, Rhodophyta, Florideophyceae, Gigartinales, Gigartinaceae.
AUGGAAAAAAACCCGACUGAAUCGGACAAUUUUAAAUUUACUUAUGGCCUGCCAUCUCAGUUCUGUUCAACUUUAGUGGACCGGUACUUGUACGUAAAUCAAGGGUACGUUACUCAUGGGCUAGAAAGAAGAGUAGAUAAUUCCCCUUUUUGGAUUACAGUACCCUAUGAUGCGAAUAGACAGUCCCUUAAAUCAAAGUACAUGCAGAGAAGAGAAUUCCCAUAA